This is a messenger RNA of Nymphaea colorata (pocket water lily), 1156 nucleotides long. Its product is annotated as elongation factor 1-delta-like. Gene Ontology annotation, molecular function: guanyl-nucleotide exchange factor activity; translation elongation factor activity. The coding region runs from base 163 to 861 and encodes 232 amino acids. Gene Ontology annotation, cellular component: cytosol; eukaryotic translation elongation factor 1 complex. The transcript is spliced from 8 exons. Lineage: Eukaryota; Viridiplantae; Streptophyta; Magnoliopsida; Nymphaeales; Nymphaeaceae. Gene Ontology annotation, biological process: translational elongation. The record is from RefSeq and is a predicted model, not a curated record.
CGGAAUGAGGUGACGCGAUAAGCGAUCCCGCUUGAGGUCCCAUUCCCUCUCUAUAAAAGGUUAUCAUGCAAAAACCCUAUCGCUUCUGUGGAGGGUUUCCAGGCGUCGGACGGAAGGCAUCGGGGCUAAACCGAAGGAACUUGCUGGAAAAUUUUGGUGGAAAUGGCUGUUUCAUUCAGCAACCUUCACUCUGAAUCUGGUCUUGAGAAGCUGGACAGUUACCUCCUUUCCCGUAGCUACAUUACUGGCUACCAAGCUUCCAAGGACGAUCUUUGUGUCUACACGGCCCUGUCUGGAGCACCAUCAUCAAAGUUUGUGAAUGUCUGCCGCUGGUAUGAUCACAUCAGCGCGCUUCUCAGGUUGAGUGGCGUGUCUGGGGAGGGUGAAGGUGUCAAAGUGGAGACUUCUACUUCUUACAUUGAAGAGGCCUCUAUAUCUCCUCCUGUUUCUGAUGCAAAGGCCAAAGUAGAUGAAGAAGAUGAUGAUGAUGAUGUUGAUCUCUUUGGUGAGGAAACAGAAGAAGAGAAGAAGGCAGCUGAAGAACGUGCAGCUGCCGUAAAGGCUUCCGGCAAGAAGAAGGAGUCGGGUAAAUCUUCGGUGCUCUUGGACAUAAAACCUUGGGACGAUGAGACUGAUAUGAAGAAGCUAGAGGAAACUGUAAGAAGCCUCCAAAUGGAAGGCUUGCUGUGGGGAGCAUCUAAGCUUGUUCCAGUUGGCUAUGGCAUCAAGAAGCUGCAGAUUAUGAUGACAAUUGUUGAUGACCUUGUUUCUGUGGACAACCUUAUAGAGGAGCACCUUACCGUUGAACCAGCCAAUGAGUACAUUCAAAGCUGUGAUAUUGUGGCAUUCAACAAGAUCUAGAACGGAGCAUGUUCAGAUGCAAGCGAAUGGUCUAGGUUGUUUUUGGAGAAUCUGAUAACCAAACGAUUUUGCUGCUGGCAGCUGGGAUCUUUUUGUGGCAUAUUUAUCAGAUAUGCCAUUAUUUUCAUGCUUGGAAUCUUAUUUGUGUUAUUUGGCGUUGGUUCAAGUGGUUUUUGCUGCGUCUUUCCUAAUAUCCUUUGGUUGAGGACGUUUAAGGGGUGUUGUAGAAGUCGAUCUCGUUUGAUCCGUGAACUUGUUAAAAUUUAAAUAAUACCGAUUUUGCUGUUUCUAGUUA